Messenger RNA from Paramecium octaurelia, 2622 nucleotides. The record is from the annotation of a GenBank genome assembly. Lineage: Eukaryota; Ciliophora; Oligohymenophorea; Peniculida; Parameciidae.
AUGUCAGCUAGACCAUCUGGAUAUUAAAAAUUUAAAGAUGAGGAAGCAUUUGUUAGCAAUCGUCAAGAAAAAGCUGUUGACGUAAGUGCAGGAGCACUUGGCAAGGGAGCUGGAGCUGCAGACUUUCCCAUAGAUCAAAUACCUCCUAAUUUUGAGUUGGCAGAAUUGCAUAGAGUAUUAUUAUGUUGUUAAUUACUAGGAAGCAUGGAAUGUUGGUACAACAAAGCUAUCAAAACGAUAAAAGCGUAAUCUAUAGAAACAUUAAAAAACUGUAUCAAAUAACAAUGAAAAUGAACUGAUUGGAAAAAUAUGUGAUUGCUGUGCUCGAUAGGUGCCUAAUCAUUUACUUUCUAUUGGAUGUAACAAUAGGGAUUAUUCAUUUUUAGGAGCUGGUAUUUAAAUAUUUAAUUUUAGGAAUGCCCUUAUAUUUUGAGUACAUCAAAUCUUGUAUUUUGAUGCUUUUAAUUAUAUUUGUAACAUCAGGAGACUAUAAUAUUAUAACAAAUAUAGCAUUUGGUAAGUCAUGCUAGGUUUUGGAUAAAGAACACUAAGGCAAAGAUAUAGACGAGAAACAGUUUUGUUAACUUUCUUGGGCGACUUCAACAUCCCUUGCAAAUAAAAGAAAUGGAGAUUAAUUUAUAGAUUUGUAAUAAAUGUUAAACCUCAUUUCAAUGGUUACAUUAAUUUUACUCUUCCAAUAUUUCCGAAAAGAAUAAAGAGCUUUUGAUGCAGAGAUAGAUUCUUAAACUUAGUAUGCUUCUGACUUCUCAAUUUUAUUAAAAAAUAUUCCAACUGAUCCAACUGGUUUGUAAAAUGGAGAUUUUGAUGAGGAUUUGAAAACCUUUAUGGAAUAAUAUGUGCAAACAUAUCCUAAAUUACCUGAAAUUGUUGAUUAUGAACAAGAUAGGAAACAGUAUUAAAUAUAAUAGAAAAAACCAGUUACAGACUUAAAAAGAGUAGUAUCAGUUAACUUAUGUUAUAACUUGGAUGAAUAAUAUUAGCUUGAACUAUAGAAGUAAUAGAAAAUAGUAUAAAAACAGAAAGUAUUUCAAUAUAUUUAAUUAGAUCCUCUCUACAUUAUAUGGUUUAGGUAAAGAACCUUAAAGUUAAGAUGUUUUAAAUGAUCCUUCACUUGUUUCAAUUAAUACAGAGAUAUCAGUCAUUGAAAAUUAAUUAGAAGAAUUAGAAAAAAAAUUUAUAGAAGGCAAAGAUGUUAAAAACUACUUUUUGGGAUAGGCAUUUGUAACAUUUUAAUGGGAGAAUGAUGCUUAAUCAAUAUUAAAUGAACAUAAACUUUCAAAGUUCUAAAGAUUAAUAGGAAAGAAAAGCAAAUUAAUCUAUAGAGGAGUUCCUUUAAUUGUAGAAGAACCACCUGAACCAACUGAUGUAUAUUGGGAAAACCUUCAUAUUUCAACAAAGUCAAAGAUUCUAAGAAGAUUAUUUGGAUAUUCUAUUACAGCAAUCAUUUUAGCAAUUUGUGGAGGACUUAUUUAUUGGUUAUCUGCAAUCUAAGCAGAAAGUGCAGAGGAAUAAGCAGAAGCCAUUAAAAAAGGAGACUUAUCUCCUAAUUUGAAAGUCAAAGUAAUUGCCUAAGUAGCAUCCAUUUCUAUUAUUAUCAUUAAUACUUUAUUAGCUAUGAUCAUAAAGAAUGUAUCCUAAUUUGAAAGAUUUUCAACUCAAACUGGAUAUAACAUUAGUUUGGCAAGUAAAUCAAGCUUAGCAUAAUUCAUCAAUACUGCUGUAAUAACAUUUGCCAUUAGUACUUGGGUGACCAAAAAUAUAUACGGAACAGGAGGGCUUGUUUACAAUUAAUCAUAUGUUUUUGUACUUAACGCUAUCAUACCUGCUGUUGUUUCAUUUAUCGAUGCUGGUACUGUUACUAAAUGGGUGUUUCAAUAUUUGGAAAAGAAAAAAGGUAAUAAAUCUGUUAAGACAUAGAAGCAAUUACAUGAGUAUUAUUUAUUAAUUAAUAAUUUAGAUUGUAUGAAAGACCAGCCUUUGAUAUAUCAGUUGCAUAUGCAACAAUUUUGAAAAACAUGUAUGUAGUUGCAUUCUAUGCUUCUGUUAUUCCAUUGGCAUUAAUAAUUACUUGCGUUGCAUUAUUACUUCAUUAUUGGGUUGAAAAACUUAACAUUUCUAAAAGGAGAUCAAUUAAAUAUAACUACAGCUCAUAAAUGUCAAUAGAAAUGAUUGAACAAUUAGAGUUGGUCUUACCAAUUUAUUGUGUAAGCAUUUAUUUUAAAUGAAGGGAACCAAUUUAUGGUGGGAAUAUGCAUUUUUGGGAUCAAUCUCAACUGAAGCCAUUAUUGGAAUAUGCUUAGGUGUUGGAAAUGCUAUUCUACCUAUGCAUGAAAUAAAUGAAUUAAUUUUCCCCUUGUAAUCUGAGAUAGAUGAGCAUCUCCCAAUAUAAGAAGCUGAAGAAGGAUUCUUAACUGUAUAUAAAAUCUAUUAUAAUUUAUAAAGGAUUAUUGCAGAGAAAACCCUGCAACUGCUGAAACUGCUAGACAAUAAUAUAAAGCUAGAGUUGAAAAGCAUAAGCAACAAAAGUAAAGCAUGGAUAAAAUGUUUGGAGAUGCAUGAAAUAAAUAUUAUAGAAAAUAUAUUUAAGAUUAAGAAUAUGCC